CCCCCUUCUCCUUCUCCUCCUCCUCCUCCUCCUCGUUGGAUUUAGAGAGAGGAAUGAUUAUUGACACUGCAUCUCUCUCUUUAGUUCCUGAAACCAAAUCAGAGUUAAGUGAUGGAACAGUAGUGAGAGCAAGAUUUUGAGGUUUAGAGAUCCAAAAAUCCGAGCUUUGAAGCCAUGGAGAGGCACAGAUGCAAACUCUGCCACCGGCGCUUCUCCAACGGCCGCGCCCUCGGUGGCCACAUGCGCUCUCACGUCGCCCAUGUCCCUCGUCCCACGAGGGCUCAGCAACCCCUCCCCUCGCCGUGCGCAUCCUCGUCCUUCUUCCCGGCGGAGGAGGCCAAGGAUCCGGAGGCGGCGGCGUCGUACGGCCCCCGGGAGAACCUCAGGAGAAGUUUCAGUCUUGUCGAUCACAAGUUCGCCUUCUCCGUCCCCGCCACGGAGGGGGGAGGCGGCGGGUCCUAUCCCGUCGACCGGGAUGGCGAGAGCGACGCGGAGUCGUCCUUUCGACGGCGGUUCAGCCGCAAUCGCCGCCGAGAGGAUCCCUCCGCCGACGCUGAGCCGGUCAGCUCCAUCUCCGACGCCUCCCCCGAGGAGGACGUCGCCCGCUGGCUCAUGCUGCUCUCCCGCAACGCCUGGUCCAAGUCCGAGGUAGACGGCCACAGAUCCAACGGUUGGGAUGAAGCCAAUGAGGACGAAGAGGAUGAUCUCUAUUACGAGGAGGAGGAAGAUGAGGAGGCGAAGCAGCCUACAGCCACCGCUAGAUCAUGGCGGAAGAGGACGAGGUACCAGUGCAGAACGUGCCGGAAGUUCUUCCGGUCGUAUCAAGCUCUCGGCGGCCACCGCGCGAGUCGCAAGAGGGCGGGAGUGGAAUGCAUCCCGAUCGCCGGAAUCCGAAACCACAGCGAUGACCCUUCUGACGCCAAUGCCGCCGAUCGCAACCCCAAACUCUUCGAAUGCCCUUACUGCUACAGGGUUUUCCCCUCCGGCCAGGCCCUCGGCGGCCACAAAAGAUCCCAUCGUCUCUCCACCGCAGCCAUUGCCGCCGCCAUCCCCGCUCGUCCCCUGCUGCCCGUCAAAGACUGUUUCAUAGACCUCAACCUUCCAGCUCCAUUGGAGGAGGAGGCCGAGCUCUCGGCGCUUUCCGUCGCAACGGAGUUCGCGUCAAAGUGACCUCCUUUCUCCAAUCAAAUUGCUCCCGGAGCUCAAAGACGCCAUCUUGGAGGCUGUUUGGUCAAUUUUUCAGAGGUGAUGCUAUAAACACCGAAAAAUCUCUUCUUUCCAAGUUAAUAUUCGAAUAAAAUACAAACCUAGGCUCAUCUUUAA
Molecule: messenger RNA, 1323 nt
Organism: Musa acuminata AAA Group (dessert banana)
Lineage: Eukaryota; Viridiplantae; Streptophyta; Magnoliopsida; Zingiberales; Musaceae
Product: zinc finger protein ZAT1-like
Exons: 1
Coding region: 175-1170 (331 amino acids)
Biological process (GO): regulation of DNA-templated transcription
Source: RefSeq, a predicted model, not a curated record